Patella vulgata (common limpet) is the source of this 7951-nucleotide messenger RNA. RefSeq names its product kazrin. The record is from RefSeq and is a predicted model, not a curated record. Bases 1016 to 3463 code for a protein of 815 amino acids. Gene Ontology annotation, molecular function: protein binding. NCBI's taxonomy places the organism in Eukaryota, Metazoa, Mollusca, Gastropoda, Patellidae. The transcript has 14 exons.
AAGGGAACUGACUUUAGGCUCGUUUAGGUCCAGGUGACAUAAUACAUGUUGACCUGUGUCUGCCAGUCAGACCGUCGAUCUAUAAGUUGAUCUAUACAGACUCGAAUAGACUUAGUUCAUACGAGGAUAGGGUCGGACUGAUACUCCUCAUACAUCAGAACGAUAUUAUUGACAUCGGUUGAUGCCUGAACUAUUAUCAAUGUAGUGUAAUGUUUGGUGUAUGAUGUAGGCGUGGCUUAAUGUCAACAAUGUAACGACUGUGUGAAGUUUUAUUAAACACUCGACACAAAAAGGUCAUUGUGUGAUAUUGUAUUGAUGUAUCUACUACUAUCUAGACUUGCGAUCAGAACAGAGUUACGUGGGAUUUCGUUGACUAAGCCGUUAAAAUAGCAAUUGUUAUUUUAGCUUCAGGAGAAAUCUGCAGAAUUAGCUUUAGGAGAAAUCGACAGAAUUAGCCGAAUGAGUAAUUUGAGGUUUUUUAUUGAUUGUUUGUGAUUGGUUAUGAUAAAUUAUUUGUGGUUUAUUAUUUAAUUCGAAAUGAUCAAUCUCAGGCUGCAGAGAAAUAACUCAUUCAGUGAAUUGUAUUUAGCUGGCGAGAAGCGUUACUAGAAGCAUUAAAGUUAUGAGAACGAAAGCAUACAACUUUGGAGAACGAAAGCAUGCAAGUUAAAUGAACAGACAGACCCGUUCAAGUUUAGUGAUUUUAAGUUUUGUUGUAAUUAAAUCAUUUAAUUAAUGGUACAUUGUAUUUAGUUUAUGUGAACAACUACUGGUAGAUGCAAUCAAGUUUAGUGAAUUUGCUCAUUUCAUUAAUGGUAUUUAGUUUGUAAAAGUGAACAUUUAGAUGCAAUCAAGUUUAGUGAAUUUGAAAUUUUCUUCCAUCUAACUCCUUUAAUUAUUGAUAUUUUGUUUGUGAUGGACUGUUAAAUAAAGUUACAUCCAAGUUAAGUGAAUUUGAAAUUUGUCUUGAAAUUGAUGGAACUGUGAAUCGUGGUGUUUAGGUCCGUGUUUUACGAUGGAUAUUAACAAUACAAAUCUGAUAUUUCACGAUGGUAAAGUUGUAAACAUCAAUAAUCAUAACACCAUGCAUCGGCAUAAAUUCUCAGAUGCCGUACGCCAACAGAACACAGUGGCUUUAACAGCUAUACAGUCCCUGGACUCUCUCAAUGAUCAGAUCGUACAAUAUAUAUUCUCCCAGAGCCAUGUGGAUAUUGACCUGGAGAAAGACCUAUCACCACGAGAACAAGAGACUCUCCAAUCGUCCAUGGUGUUGAUUCGUCGACUUCUUGUCGAUGCUCAAGCCAAAUUCCGUAAAAUGGUUGAAGACAAUAAACAACUAGCGGCCAGGAUUGAUGGUUCCAUUCAGGCAGCCAAUCAGGAAGUGAAUGCAUUGAGAGCAGAACUAGCAGAUACAAAUAAAAGACUUUCGGAAAUCAGUGUAAAUGAUGAUAAAAAUGAAAAUGAUUCAGAAUCUGAUUUAAAGAUUGAAAUCAUCCCUUCAAAUAAAUCACAAGAAGAUUUGGAGCUUGUGAAAGUGAAAGAAGAUAAUAUGUGUCUAGAAAACGAAGUUAAAAGUUUGAAAAAAGAACUUGAGGAACUUCGUUCAAAUAAAAAACCUACGAACAAUGUGCACCAUAGUAACGGUGAAUUAAAACUUGAACUCAUUCAAAUGAAACAGGAAUUUAAUCGUGCUAAAGAAGCGUUACAAGCUAUGAAAGCCGACAGAAAAAGAUUAAAAGGUGAAAAGUUGGAACUGUUAAAACAGAUAAAACAACUUUACGAUACCCUGGAGGAGAAAGAAUCUGAACUACGUGAUUUUAUACGAAACUAUGAACAAAGAGUACAAGAAAGUGAUGAUACUAUUAAACAGCUGGUUUUAGAGAAGGAAGAAUCUGAACGAGAGAAAUGGGAGAUAAUCAAGAAAGCUAGAGAAUCGGCUGAAAGGGUGGUACUUCUACGAGCACAGCUUGAUUCUAAAGAUCAACAGAUCAAACAACUUGAGGCAGACAUUGUUGAGAUUAAGGAAAGUACAGUAGCCAGUGUUAAUAAAUCAGUGAAUUUAUCUGAUACAACAACUACGUUAGAUAGUAUUACCGUGGCAACUAAUAUAACAAAUGAUGAUUUACCACCAUAUGAAUCACCUCCACCUUCAACUAAUAAAAACUUUACAGUUUCAACAAGUACGCCGAACACAGACCGUAAAGAUUCGCUAACACCGUUAAUGAAAUGGUUUAAUACAAGUCAUGACUAUCAUGAAGCAGAUGUUAAAAAUAAAAAGAAGCGGAAAAGCUUUGGUUCUUUAUCACGAGUUUUUACUCGUGGUCGUACAAGGCGGUCUAUAGCUAUGACUAACAAUGAAAGCUUAGAUCCUGAAGAUUCUGGUCCGUGUCCCAAGUUAACUUUAUUAAGUCAGGAGAAUUACCAGGAAAAAUUACAAAUAUUGGAACAGGUUAAGGGUGUACAUAUGUCCAAUUGGAAAGCUAAUCAUGUUUUAGCUUGGUUAGAAACAUCUCUUAGUAUGCCCAUGUACGGUAAAAUGUGUGCAGAAAAUAUUAAAAGUGGCAAGGUGUUACUUGGUUUGAGUGAUUCCGAGUUAAACAACGCCUUGAAUGUUGUAAAUAUUUUACACAGACGCAAGUUACGUCUGGCUAUUGACGAACAGAGAGAUCCAGUUGAAGUGAAAUUUCCUAAGGCUGAUUCAGUAGAUCAUACGUGGGUUUCUCACCGAUGGCUGCCUGACCUGGGCUUACCACAAUAUACAGCCAUAUUUGAAUCACAUCUAGUCGAUGGUCGGACACUCAACACGCUAAAUAAAAAGGAUUUAGAGAAAUAUUUUGAUAUGCAUCGUAAAUGUCAUCAAGCGAGUAUUCUUCAUGGUGUGGAAUUGUUGAGACGUCUGGGUUAUGAUAGAGAGGUUUUAGCAGAACGAAGAACAGCUUGUGAAGAGGCAGCAGCAGAUCCUUUAGUUUGGUCCAAUAAAAGAAUCAUAAGCUGGAUCAAAUCUAUAGAUUUAGGGGAAUAUGCUGAUAAUUUAAAAGAGAGUGGUAUCCAUGGUGCUUUAAUGGUUUUAGAGCCUUCAUUUACAUCAGACACCCUAGCAACAGCACUGGGCAUUCCACCCGCUAAAUCAUUUAUCCGUCGUCAUCUCAAUACUGAACUGGAUUCUUUAAUAAAACCAGCAAGAGCGGCUCUUGACACACCAAAUAAUAACUCGAAGAAGUCGGACAACGGAUCGGCUAAUAAAUCUUUUAAUAGAUCUUUUCGAAGCAGUUCAACUUCAGAUGACGCGUCACGGGGACGCUUGAGUUUUCGGGGUUCGUUAAGUAGAGCGUUUGGCAAAAAGUUUAAAGACGAUCUCAAAUUAGCUUUUGAUGACACACCAAAACGUAAAAUAUCGUCACCUAUUCAAAUUCAGCAUAAUUCAUUAGAUUCUGUGGCUGAACCGGAUUCUACGCCAGUAUAGGUUAGUUGUUAACAAAUCUCUACAAGAAAUUGUAAACAACAAACUACUCGUCGAGGCAGUCCAUCGAAAUAAACCGAAUUCAAAUAAUGAUUACGGACAGUGGAGUCUCUUUUCUUAGUCCCGUGAAUUGAAUAUCGAAGGUUGAAUGUUUGAAGUGUAGUAAAAUAGGAUUAUUGCCAGUUUCGUUACGAAUAUGAUGGUUGUACAGUUGUGUUCAUGUGAAAGGUGACGUCUACUUGGUGAGGAUAUGGUGGGGGGGAAUCCCCUUUAAUGAGUCAAAGAUGGUUGAAUUUGAUAGUAGAAAUAAUAUAACCUGCUCUUAACAUGAAGAAAGGUAAUCCAUAUUACCUGUGGAUUAUUACCUUUUUUUGUCUCCAUAAUUUAACAUCGAGAUCAGAUCUUAACAUGGAUUACUGUACUUUUAGUAAAGGGUUAAUUCAGCGCGGAAAUUAUUAUAAUGAACGGUGAAUGGCUUUGAAUACCUGUCGAUUACCUGUAGCUGGAAUUAUUCUGGUGCUGUCAAUUACAACUGACGCAAGCAUUGAAAAUUGUUUAAAAAGUGAUGUGACUCAGAAUAAAACCUGACGCUAUUAUAUGGAAUGCAAGUCAGUGUGGUUGUUUGUUUUUGCUUGUCAAAGAUGAGAGAGCACUCUCCUCAAAACAUCGCUAAAAUAACAACCAAUUGAUGAGUGUAUUCCGUAUCUGAUAGUCAUUGGGGGUACUCGAUUGAAUGUUCCAGAAUUGAACUCUCUCAAUCCCAAAAAUAGUGACAAUCGAGUGAAAAGGUGGAUUUCGGGCUACAACGCAUGCGUCGACUGAAUAAGUAAAUAUCUCGACCAAACAUGCAGCCGAAACCGUUUAAUUACGUGACGAUUCUACUCACACCACUGUGACAGAACCGAAUUCGCGUUACGCGAUUGCAAUUCUGUCAAUUUUGGACUUUCUGGACUGUGAAUCGAGCAUCCCCAUUAAGUCAUGGUUUAUGAUAUUACAUGUACAACAUCUGUGUAUUACAUAGUAUAUUCAACGUUUGUUAUUUAGAGUGUGACGUUUACUCAGAUCUAUAUAUAGAACGAGAGAAAGAAUGUGUGUGGAUUAUUAGAAACUAUUUUAUAUCAAAUAUCAGAUUAAAGAAACAAAUUCACAGUAUUCAUUCUACAUUCAGGGUUUAUGUAAACAUUACCUGUCACAGAUGUGGUCUAAGGGGAGAUAAUAGGUAAAUUAUGGAUUAUCUCCCUUGGUUUUAGAACUUUCAAAAUUCAACCACACUUUUCAUUCUUCAGGAUUCAUGUGAUCAUUACCUAUCAAACAAUUUUUAUAUAUAUAUAUAAAAUUAAUUCUAGAAAUUUAUUUCUUUUUUUUAAACUGUUAGUUCUAGAAAUAUUUUUCUUUUUUCAUUUAAACUGUUAAUUUUUCAUUCAAAUUUUUUAAUUCUAAGAAAGAUUUUUUUUCAUUUAAACUGUUAAUUCUCUGAGAAAGAUUUUUUUUUCAUUCAAACUGUUAAUUCUAGAAAGAUCUUACCUGUCUCUCCUUCAUCAAUAUUACAUUAUUUCAUAUCUAAUAAGUCAUCUAUUGGUAUUUAAAUAUUCAUGAUUAUAUCUGUGCCUUUUAUUUCAUACAAACCCAUCUGAUUAAAGUACAGAUCUAUAUUUCAUUUUGUUUUCUUUAUACUUUCGAUGGCCUACACUACAUAAAGAUCUGACAAGUUGUAUGCAAAGUUAGUGUCAGGUGUGUUACAAGCGGCUUUUGACCCUAUGACGUCAGAUAUUGGCGUUUCUAGUGGUUUACCCACAGAUCCGUGCAUGGCACGCCAAGAAGUCGCCGUAACAGACUUUCAUUGGCUUAUCUCUUACUUCAAUAUAACAACUCUUUCAGAUCUUAGUGUAGUAAAGACAAGUAAAAUGAACGGUAAAAAACGUAACGAAACAAGAUCUGUUUUUUAAUCCGAUUGAAUAUAAACUAAGGAUGUUGAAUUAUAUUUUUGCCGUUCACUGAUGGGGAAACUGUUUGCAGAAUUUACUGGUAGAUGUAUUACGAAUGGUCAGAUAUAAGUUAUGACUCGUUCAUCAUCAAAGAACAUAUAUUUCAUUGUUCAAUUACCAAUUAGGCUUAGCACUUAAUUACAGCAUAUUUCAUUUGUCAGAUAUCAUUUUUAUAUCAAACACACACAUCUCCAAUUAAGCAUGCUAGAAAUUUAGCAAUCUGAUAAAAACAUUUAUAGUUCUAAUUUCGUUAUACUCUUCAUACAAUAAGAUCUGAAAGAAUUGUCAAAUAACCUACUUUCCGAUGGAUGUGAGAGAUUAGCCAAUCAUAUAGUCUGUUGAGAAAAUUUCUUGUCGUCUACCAUGUGGAAUUAUGGGUAGACAUUCACAGCGAUAGAAAACAAAUCAAAACAGAAGUUGUAUUUCGGAAAAAAACACAAAUAAAAAAUCAACGCUGAUUCGUUAACCAAUGACUGACGUCGUAGGAUCAAAAUCCGCACGUAUGAUCCCCUAACGUGACCUUCUAGUACAACCGGUCAGAUCUUCAUGUAGUAGAGGCCAUCGAAAGUAUAAAAUAACGAAACAAAAUAUAGAUCUGUAUUUUAAAUCAGAUUGAAAAUUUAGUUUUUAAUAAUGAUUAUAGAUUGAUAGAUGCUUUGUGCAAUAAUUAUGUUGCCUUUUAUAUGUAAAUGUAGGCCUACAUGUAAAUAUAGGCCUACAUGUAAAUAUAGGCCUACACAUGUAAAUACUACAGCAUGUAAUUUAUUCUUGUAUUUAAACCCCCCGCCACGCUCUGCUUAACACAACAGUACAAUCUAUCUAUCUAUGCACGUCAUAACUGCUCGACUUAAAAAAUUGACCGAAAUUUUUUCGGAAACCAUCAGUCGAUUUACACACCAUAAAACUAGCAUAUUUUUCAAAACCCUAGUUUCAGACAUGGCUACGAUCGACCUUUGGACGGCAUAACUAUAAUGUCAACGGGCUGUAUAGAUUAGCGCGCACGUAUAAAAGCGCACAGCCGUGUACGUAUAAAAGCCACGUCACGGCUCAUGAUUGCACACACAGAAUUGUGAUAUAAUACAAACGAACCAAUCGUUACAAAAACUCUUAAGUGUCCCAAUUAAUUUUUAUCAAACUUUUACGUAUUACUACACCUGUUUAUAAGAUUUUAAAAUAAAUUUGACCAGCUCCAUAUUUUUAAUUUUUGAUAAACCACAAUGAAUUGCCAAUUUUACACGGACCACAAUUUGAAUCGGGUAGCGAGUAAAAGGAGCUUUAAAGAUUUUUUAAUGAGUGAUGAUGAAAGGAUACGAAUUUGAUCUAGGAUAGAAUAUUAAACCCCGGCUAAAUCUAUUUGUCAAGGCCAGCUCAAUUUUUAUCAAGGUCUCUGAUAUGUAAAUAAAGUUAGUGCACAUGAUUGUUGGCGAGAUUGUAGGUUAGGUUUAGAGUAAGGAUUAGGGCAGGGUCCAGGGAUUGGCACUAGCCCUGUUUACUUCUGUGACCUAUGACGAAAAAUUGAGCUGGCCUUAUAAUUUAACACUGACCAGUAUCUCAUAGUUCCUUUAAAUCUAGUCGUUAUACACUCGAAUUAAAUCAAUUUAUCACCUGUCAUCACUCACAGAUCGUUUAUAUUUAUAUAGUUUUAAAAUAGCAAGGUGUUUUUUUUUAAUUGUGAAAUAUGUAAAUGUAUUGUCAUAUAUUAUAAUUUAUUGUGUAUUAUUCAAUGUUAAUUGUGAUAUAAACAAAAAACAAAACUAAAUUUUGUAGAAUUAUUAACAUUAUAUUUUAGCAGAAGUUGUAAAUAUAUUUUAUCAGAUUUUGAAUAGAUUUCUUCAUUUUUACCAAUUUGAUAUAAAAUUUUAAUUUCUCUUAGUUGUGAAUGUUUAUAAUUAUUAUUAUUAUUUUAAAGGCAGCAAGCAUUUAACGUAAGGAUAUUCAAAACGCUAAAAAACACAUGCCUGUCAUUUACACAAAUUUAAACGCUUCUUUUAAGAAAUGUGCGAAACUUUAAAAUAGAAAUUAUUUUUAAAACCAUUCUUCAGCGUUAUUUUUUUAACUGGUAUGAUCAAAUCUACUUCCUAUCUAAUUUGAUCCUUCAACAUUAAUUAUUUAACUGGUAUGAUCAUACCUACUGCCUUUCUAAAUUUUUUCUUCAACAUUACCCAAUGGCAUAUCUGCUCCAUUGACGUUACCUGUCUAAAUUAAUCCUUCAACUUUAAUUAUUAAACUGGUAUAAUCAAGCCUACUUCCUGUCUAAAUUGAUCCUUCAACUUUUAAUUAUUAUUAAACUGAUAUGAAUGAAGAAAUUAGCCAGAAAGUCCUAUUUUAUUCUGAUCUAUAUUAUAUAUCGUGUUGUUGAUGGUAAAAGUUUUACCCUUGUUUUUAUUUCUGUUAAAUAUGUUCUAAUUGUGAUCGUGUCAAUCUGUAUAUAAACCUAUUUGUAUAUGUUGAACCAAAAUAUCUUAUUCCACAGAAUAAAUUUUUUUAUUAAAUGUAUUUAAACAAC